Molecule: messenger RNA, 1122 nt
Organism: Akanthomyces muscarius
Lineage: Eukaryota; Fungi; Ascomycota; Sordariomycetes; Hypocreales; Cordycipitaceae
Exons: 1
Coding region: 1-1122 (373 amino acids)
Cellular component (GO): nucleus
Molecular function (GO): DNA binding
Source: RefSeq, a predicted model, not a curated record
AUGUCCGAAGACACCACCGACCCAGCUCUGGUCCCUGACCCAGCUCACGACAUUUCGUUGACACCAAGCGGCUCCAAGGAACGCCAUUCGUUGACGCUUGACCAGCGUCGUGCGCUGCGAAGAUGGGCCAGCAGUCAGACCAUGCGCCCGUCCCACAGGGCGUGCAUCGACUGGUUCUUUGACCAAUAUGGGCAGAUGAUCAGCCAGUCCACCGUCUCCCAUUCUCUGUCGCCCAAGUACUCCAGGCUAGAUGGAGAGCACCCGCAGCUGUCCGGGUCGCGGUUGCGGUUUGGCAACUGGCCCGACGUGGAAAAGCUUGUGCUACUAUGGUACCAGCAGGUACAGGCCUCUGGGCGCCAACCAACAAACGACGAGCUCGGCGAAAAGGCAAAGUCCAUCUUUAGCCAGCUACCCCGCUACCGCGAAGAACCGGCACCCGAGUUUUCACCUGGCUGGAUCCACAGGUUCAAGAAGAGAUACGGACUCCUCAUACGCCGCCAGCGACGGCACGCCGAUGCGAGCAUGAGCCCCGCCGACGACAUUGAAUAUUUGUCCGACUGCGUGCCGCGAUUCAUGGCCAUCGCCCACGACACGAGCCCUGCCGCGAUCCGCGAACAAGUCCUCCGCGUGGUGGGCGUAGAAGCGUCCCUCAACACCUGCGCGCUCGUUCGCGACGAGAUUAUGCGCCGCAUAGCGGCUGAGCAACCCCCGCCAGAGAUGCACAUGCCGCAACCCGAGGACGAGCUACCUCCUCCACAGCCAGAGCAACAACACAUGUAUGCAGACGACGACCCCGAGGUCGUGCUGCAAAAUGCGCUCCGUCAGCUGCAAGAGGAAGAGCAGGCCGCGGAGGAGCAAGCUGCCGCCGUUCGGGAAGAACGCGAACGAGCCGAGCACGCAAGUCUGCAGGCAGCCCAUAUGGUUACGGAUAGACCUCAGGACCACAGAUACGAGACACCGUCACAGGAGAUCCCCCCAGAGCUGACAUUAACGCCAAUCCACUCCAAUCAGCCAAUGGAGUCUCACGAAGGGCCUCUACGCUGUCCAUUCUGUAUCAACCAGCGUAUGCUGAGAACCAUCAAGGAGGCUGUUGAGCACAUGUCAACACAUGUUGUGGUAUAA